Osmerus eperlanus (European smelt) is the source of this 1744-nucleotide messenger RNA. Its product is annotated as antigen WC1.1-like. Gene Ontology annotation, molecular function: serine-type endopeptidase activity. Gene Ontology annotation, biological process: zymogen activation. Gene Ontology annotation, cellular component: plasma membrane. The annotation marks the transcript as partial. The record is from RefSeq and is a predicted model, not a curated record. The transcript is spliced from 10 exons. Lineage: Eukaryota; Metazoa; Chordata; Actinopteri; Osmeriformes; Osmeridae.
AUGGACAGGAUGCUGAGUGAUCUGCUCAGGCUGGUGGGCGGGACUGACCUGUGCUCUGGGAGAGUAGAGGUGCAUCAUGGGAGCUCCUGGGGCACGGUGUGUGAUGCUGACUUUGACCAGCCGGACGCAGAGGUUGUGUGCAGGGAGCUGGGCUGUGGGGCUCCUAAAGAGCUGCGCGGGGCAACUGCAUUUGGCCAGGGCGACGGCCAGGUGUGGGCGGAAGAGAUUCAGUGUAGAGGCAACGAAUCUCAGAUUAACUCCUGCCCCACGCCACCCUCACAGAACCAACCCUGCUCCCAUGGAAACGAUGUGGGCCUGGUGUGUUCUGGCUCUGUUGUCUCCACUCUGGACGGGACGGUUCAGCUGGCUGGAGAGAGUGAGUGUGGGGGCCCAGUGGAGGUGUACUACCAGGAGACCUGGAGCAGAGUGGGGGGGGUCCUGGAGCUCCAGGGAGGCAUCGGUGGCCUGCAGGCAGUUGGGCUGCGGCUCUGCAGUGCAGACCGCCGGUCCCUCAGGCUGGUAGGGGGAGGGGGACGCUGUGCGGGGCGGGUGGAGGUGCUCCACGACGGUUCUUGGGGGACGGUUUGCGAUGACUCCUGGGACCUGGAGGAUGCUCAGGUGGUGUGCAGGCAGCUCCAGUGUGGGACGGCCCUCAGUGCCCCGCUACCCUCCUUCUUUGGGCCAGGAAAUGGACCCGUCUGGCUGGAUGAGGUGGGCUGUGUGGGGAACGAGACGUCCCUGUGGGACUGUCCCACAGCCGGAUGGGGACAGACUGACUGUGGACACAAGGAGGACGUGGGGGUUGUGUGUUCAGAAUUCAAGGAGAUGAGACUGAGUGAAGGCUGUUCUGGGAAUUUGGAGGUUUUCUACAAUGGCACCUGGGGCAAUGUGUGCUGGAAUGGAAUGGAGGAAGACACAGCUACUCUCAUAUGUCAGGAGCUGAACUGUGGGAACACUAGUAAAGUGUCUAAAACAGGGCCAAGAGUGGAAUCUGCUCCAAACUGGCUGGAUCAUGUCAAAUGUCGCCCACACGACUCCACUCUGUGGCAGUGCCCAUCACGCCCUUGGGGUGAAAAUAAUUGCGAUAAAACAGUGGCUGUGCUCAACUGUACAGAUCACUGGCCCCUCCGGGUGGUGGGGGGGGCAGGCGGGUGCUCUGGGAGGCUGGAGGUGUUCCAUGGGGGCUCCUGGCGGUCGGUGUGUGGAGACUCCUGGGACAUGAUGGAUGCCCGUGUGGUGUGCAGACAGCUGGGCUGUGUGUUAGCACAGGGGGCUCAUGGUAAUGCUACUUUUGGGACGGGGAAUGGCACCCUCUGGCUGACUGAGGUGAACUGCAGGGGCACUGAGCUGCACCUGUGGGACUGCCCACACUCUUUGCACAGCAGCUGCCGAUCGCAGAACCAGGCUGGGGUCACCUGCACAGUUGCCACCAAGCCGCCCGUGACCAAGCCGCCCGUGACCCCUCCACCUGGUCUGUCUAUCCCAGCAGUGGCCUUCCUGGUGGUGGGGGCGCUGUUCUUCCUGCUACUGGUGCUGCUGUGGGCCCAUCUCCCCGAGCCCGUCUACGAGGAGAUCGAGUUCAACCCGACGAGGAGUGGCCUAUCUGAGGACCCGCCCUCCGGGUAUGAAGACGUGGGGGACGGCAAGGGACACUCCCUCUCAGGGGACCUGGUGCCGGAGGACACGGCAGAGAACUACGAUGAUGUCACCACUGCUGCGGAUGCGCAUCCAGACAGUGUGGCAG